Pecten maximus is the source of this 4447-nucleotide messenger RNA. RefSeq names its product protein ADP-ribosylarginine hydrolase-like. The record is from RefSeq and is a predicted model, not a curated record. NCBI's taxonomy places the organism in Eukaryota, Metazoa, Mollusca, Bivalvia, Pectinida, Pectinidae. The transcript is spliced from 13 exons. Bases 306 to 1625 code for a protein of 439 amino acids.
AUAUAUAAUUAGAUAUAUGUAAAUCGCAAAGCAACAUGGACUUGUUUUAUAAGCUUGUUUGGCAAAGCGAGUGUAGGCCUAUUUAUAGCAAUGACAAGGAUUUGGGAAUAUAUGCUUCAUGUAAGUACAGUACAGUACCUGUGCCAAAGAAGUCCCUGUAUCUGUAUUCUUACAACUUCCCGUUUGUGUAUUUUCCCGGAUUCUAGAAUGUAAAGCGUCGAUAGGAAGUGGUUCUUUGCAUGUACAAGAUUUUCUAACUUAGACUACUGGACAAAGAAUAUCUACCUACAAAUUAACAAGUCAUAAUGGAUGUCAACAAUGAAGUUGAUAUAAGCCAGCGAUACCAGGCGUCCAUGGUUCUCACUGGAGUUGGCGAUGCAUUGGGGUACUAUCAUGGGCGAUGGGAGUUUUGUCACAGUGGUGAAACCAUUCAUAAAGAACUUGAAAAGCUUGGAGGUCUUUCGAAGAUUGCUCUUGCAUUACCAGCAUGGAACUUGAGCGAUGAUACUGUGAUGAGCUUGGCUACAGCAGAGGCUUUGAUGAAGUGGGGCCGUAAGAGUGCUGACAAUGACAGGACACGGCUGUUUAAACUACUGGCUCAGAAAUACAUUUCUUGCAUGGAUGACAUGGGUGGACGAGCACCAGGGAUGACAUGUAUGUCGGCGUUAAGAUUUUUAGGAUCAUCGUACCAGAUACCAUUUAAUCCAAGAGGGGGAGGAUGUGGAGCUGCCAUGAGGGCCAUGUGUAUUGGAUUGAGGUUUCCUAGACCAGAAGAUAUUGACGAUUUGGUUGCUGUGGGUAUAGAGAGUGGCCGGAUGACACAUCACCAUCCGACUGGUUAUUUGGGUUCCUUUACUGCAGCCCUGUUUGUGUCUUAUGCAUUACAAGGUAAGCCCCUAAGGAGCUGGGGAGCGUCUAUGCUGAAUGAACUUCCUCGUUGUCUGGAGUAUAUUACCAAGUCUGGACACUUUGUAGAAGAGAACACACGUGCAAUGCAAAAUGGAUAUUUCAGAGAUGCAUGGAAAAGGUAUUUGAAGUUGCGUGGAAUAUCAGAUGGCACAUCUGAGCCUUCAUUUCCAAACGACUAUGGUGUGAAGGAAAGGGACGUGUUCGUCAAAUCUGUCAGCUUUGAUGGAUGGGGCGGAGCUAGUGGACAUGAUGCCCCAAUGAUUGCGUAUGAUGCUCUCCUUGGAUGUGGAAACGACUGGACAGAACUAUGCAGCAGGUCUAUGUUUCACUGUGGUGACAGUGACAGUACGGGCGUGAUAGCAGCCGCAUGCUAUGGAGCCAUGAAUGGAUUUAAUGGAGUUCCGGAAAAUCUCUAUAGACAUUUAGAAUACCGAGAUCGGCUGAUAAAAGCUGGAGAAGUUUUGUAUUUGCUGAGUCAAACCAAUGCAGACAUCUCAUCAGCAAACGUUGAUGCGAAGGCUGAACCCGAGUCUCCAGGUCCACCACCGGACACCGAGAAUCUUGACCAGCUAAAACUGAUUGCCAGUGAGAUUCAGGACCAAGCUGUAGUGGAAUCAAGCCAAAACAUGGAUACUGAUGCUAGUCCACAAGUGUCCGAAAGUCAAACAACAGCCACUGCUGAUGAUAGCCAAGGAUCUGAUAAAGCUACUUCAUAACUGUUGAGAACAUGAAAAAAAAAAAAAUUGUGUUUAAUGUCUAAGCUAAUUUUUUUGUCACCAUGACAAAAUUGUAUCAAACUCUUUCAUGGAAGUGGAUGGUGCUUGGAUAAUAAGUGUAUGCUCAAACCUGGGUGCUAACAUGUAAGGGUGAUGGUGAUUAUAUUUCUCCCAGAUCUUGUUUUUUAUUAACACUCCCAGAACAUAUACGGGUAAUUUAACUGUAACAUGUUACCAUGACAACAAAAGAUAUGGUCGGUUUCUGAGCCUAGAUGAGGAUUUUGCUAUCUCAAAGCAAUACAUGACACAUGUAACAAUAGACAUAGUGGCUCCAUCUGGAUGUUACCUCGCGGUGGCCGAGUGGUUAAGGUGUCCCGACUCUUUAUCCUAGGUACUGACUGUAGGCCGGUGGUUUUUCUCCGGGUACUCCGGCUUUCCUCCACCUUCAAAACCUGGCACGUCCUUAAAUGACUCUGGCUGUUAAUAGGAUGUAAAACAAAAUAAUACCAAAACCAAACCUCAUAUCUUCAUUUAUAUUAAGUGUAUAUCCAUAUACGCAUCCUUGACACUCCAAAGGUUGCAAUCACAUAUGCUGUUAGGGGCUGCAAUAACUCAGUAAGUUAGAGCACUAGACCUCAGGGUGAAGAUCUGAGGUGCAUUGGUUUGAUGUUCCCUACCUGUAUCGGUUUGUGUUACUUGGGAAACUGAGAAACGACUGGUCUGUGAUGUUGUGGUUGUGUCCUUGGGCAAGACACUUUACCCAAAUUGCCCUGGAUGGCUUGUGAAAGUCCUUCCAUAUGUUAUUCAGCCAAGAAGUCACCAACUUCUGCAAGGAGACCCCGCCUCAAAAUGACCCUGGCUGUUACCGGGCAAACAAACGAACACAAGGGCCCAGUUGUUCAAAAGGUGUUUAGCUUAAUCACUUGAUUAGUGAAAAUUUCAUUUCCCAUUUGUUGCAAAACCUGUGAGUAUAUCAUCUUUGAAUAAUGCCAGUUGGAAGAGAAUUAGGAAUUACAGAAUUUCAUAAAGUUUUAUCAAGCUGAUUCUACCAUGAAUUAUUAUAUAAGUAUUUGAAAUUUUUUGUUAAAAUGUGAUUAGCCUAAUCAUCUUUUGAACAACCGGGCCCAGUAGUAUUAAGAAUAUCAUAUACAGUACUUUAUAUAGGAAAACGUUUGGCCAGCUCUUUCUCACCAUGCUUAGAACGAUUAUUUUUGCCUAGACAAAAGCUUGCUUCAAAAGUCCUACACUAAGUUCAAGCAGGAUUCCAGGACUUUGAGGAAAUAUUUUGAAUUCUGAACUUUUUAUUAAGCAUUGUUCUGAAAUUCAAGGACUUCUGAAGGAAUAAACUUACCAUGUUCAAGAACAAGGGAGAAUUUUUUGUCCUUAAAUAUUGCUAAAAUUACUCAAAUUCUUACUUUUCAACUAAUAGGAGAUUUAAGAAAUCAAAGACAUUGUGUUUUGAUUAAAAAGUAGUGUGUUGAUAGUGGGGUUGGGGGUGUUGAGAAAGAAAAUUAAGAUUGUGUGAUGGUUCAUGGAUAUGGGCAUUUCAGCUGCAUAGUCCAAUAGCUAGCUUUUGUGGUUGUGCGGUUGAGUGUCGUGGUCAGCUCUUGGAUGGGUGACCGCUCCGUUGUUCCCCCGUUGCACAUUACAUUUGGUGACAGCGAACGGGCCUGGUAUCCUGCAGGGUGCCAUCGGACAGCAUGGGAAGCACAAUGUUCCUGGAGACUUGUUGGUGACUUGGGGGUCUGGUCAUGAGGCGGCACCUCUAUAACAACAAGAGGGACAGUUAUGUUUGCUGGGGAUGCCAGGUUGAACCCAUGGAAGCUUUGGGACAAAGCUUAUCGGCAAAAGGGGUAAUGUGAUGGUUCAUGGAUAUGGGCAUUUCAGCUGCAUAGUCCAAUAGCUAGCAUUUGUGGUUUUGCGGUUGAGUGUUGUGUCGGUGUACCGAAGUUAAGCAACGUUGAGCGUGGUCAGCUCUUGGAUGGGUGACCGCUCCAUUGUACACCAAGUGCACGUUACAAUUGCUUGAAAAGAACAAAUGAACUUUUAAAGAACUUGUAGAAAUCAUGUUGGUUAUUAGAAAAAUUAAAUCUAUUUUGUAUAGAUGUAUAAUGUACAAUAGAAGCCUUAUUUAGGUGUUUUACUAUAAACAUUUCUAAUUUGAUGGAAUUUUGUCCCUAAAAAUCAAUUUCCCUAUUACUUAUAUAUUUGCUUUCAACGACUGCCUUCUGUGAUAUUAAUUUAAACUAAAGCUUUGCAGCUUAACCUUUCUUAUUAUCUAACUUUCUACUUUACAUUUAAUGAUGCAUUUUUUUUUCAAUUUACUCUUUUUUAUAUAUUUGUAUUUUAUUAAAUUUUUACAAGAGAUUAAGUGCAAUUCAUAUCAGAUGUCAGUAAUGGGCAUAAACUAACCCCAUUAAAAUAUACAAUACAUAUUGACAGGGACACAAGUUUAAUGUUGUUCAGUUUGGCUCAUACCAUCAAAAUAUACAAAACACAUUGACAGGGUCACAAGUUUAAUGUUCAGUUUGGUUUAUACCAUUAAAAUAUACAAAACAUAUUGACAGGGACACAAGUUUAAUGUUCAGUUUGGUUCAUACCAUUAAAAUAUACAAAUACAUAUUGACAGGGAUCCUAGUUUAAUGUUGUUCAGUUUGAUCCAUACCAUUAAAAUAUACAAUACAGAUUUACUGAUGGAUUAUAAAUGUUGUUUUAUUUACCUAUUAUUUGAAAGAAUUAUUGUGAUUAUUUACCUAUUGUUUAAAAAAAUUCUAGUGAAUAUAAUUAUGUACCAUAUUUAGCAAUAAAUAACUACCGAUAAA